Pezoporus flaviventris is the source of this 746-nucleotide messenger RNA. RefSeq names its product avidin-like. Gene Ontology annotation, molecular function: biotin binding. The record is from RefSeq and is a predicted model, not a curated record. The coding region runs from base 88 to 525 and encodes 145 amino acids. The transcript has 4 exons. NCBI's taxonomy places the organism in Eukaryota, Metazoa, Chordata, Aves, Psittaciformes, Psittacidae.
GCCGCUACCCCCUUCCGGCAUAAAAGAGCCGGGGCGGGCACGGGCCGCAGCGUGGGCAGCGCUCGCAGCCCCAGCACCGCUGCUGCCAUGGGGACCAGCGGCUGCUGCCUCCUGCUCGCCCUGGCGCUGCUCGCUCUGCGCUCCGCCGUUGCCAGGAAGUGCAACCUGCAGGGCUUGUGGAGGAACGAGCUGGGCUCCAACAUGACCCUCUUGGCCCUGGACGCAGCUGGAACCUUCUCGGGCUCCUAUCACACUGCUGUAGCAGCCACCAACAAGCAGAUCCUGGUGUCACCGCUGCAAGGGGUCCUGCAGCACUCCAGUAGCAAGGGGCAGCCCACCUUCGGCUUCACUGUGCAGUGGCAGUUCGCAGACUCCAUCACAGCAUUUGUGGGCCAGUGCUUUCUGGACCGCCGUGGGAAGGAGACUCUGGAGACAACAUGGCUUGUGAGGGAAGAGGUCCCAUCCCGCAGAGACUCAUGGAGAGCAACAAGGGUCGGCACCUCUAUCUUCACCCGCAUCAAGUGAUGGGGAUGGAGAUUGGAGCUGCUUGCAUCCUGCUGUCCCACCUGCAUUCCUGAGGCUCUCCACUCUCCUGGUCCUGGGCUGGGCUCCUCCUUGCUCCCAGUAUCCUGGCUGGAAACACACCCUCACUCUGUGCUGCUUCCUCCCAGUGCUUCCCAACAUCCCUUCCCAAAGCUUGCUGCCCCCAUACAUGGAGCUGAAUAAACCUUUCUGUGCCUGGAAAA